GGUUUUUUUGUUGUUUCUUCUAGGGAUUUUUUGAUUUGCAAUAUUCCUUGCUGCGGGGAAUAAAUACGUAAAUACAAUAUGGCCGAUGGCAGCAAAACGUCGCGAGUUUUUCUGCUGGAAUUCUGCCUGUGAUUUAAGAUAAAAUUGCGAAUUUUUAAUAUCUCGUGGAAGCUUUCAACAAGUCGAACCUCCCGCGAAGUUCGUUGCACGAGAAAUGUCAAAAGUUUAACCUUAUAUUGGCCAAAGUUGCCGAGUGAUUGCCGAUGAAGAUGUUUUCAUUUUUUGAAUCGGAGUUGACAUUCACCAAUUUUAGCAGCUUAUAAGGUGCAUGUAAAAUGCAACAGGCUAACUGAAGCCUAUACGGCGUUCGAUGUAGCGGAUCAGGACGAUUCGCAUAAAUUGUGUGGCUUUCGCACGGCGAUGGCGUAGGGGUGCCAGUACUAUCAUGGAUACAGAAGUUGAGCUUGUCAAAGGCGAAGGGACCAGUGAAACUGGUUCAGGUUGUUCCGGCUAUUCCAGCAUGGUACAUAGCAAGAAGGUCAUCAAGCACGCGUUGCGCCAACAAGCCAAGAGACGGCGGAAAAACACAACCAUAGCUGCUGGAAAUUCACGUACCCUGCCACGCAUUGUUGUCAAGCCAUUGCCACCACCACCACCAGACGAUUCACCUACUCUUGUAAACAAUAUCCAACACCCUAACACUGCAGCAGAGGAACCGGCAGCUACUAUGAGAGAAGUCUUGGCCAGUUUACCAGGUUUUAGUUUAAAAUCAGGCCGUAGACGAUCAACCAAAAGGUUGUCAGCAGCUGCACAAUUAGAAGCAGGUCUGGUGGAUUUGGAAUCACCAGCCAGUAUUCUUGCAAGUACGAGUUUGCGAGCUCUACUUAAUAGGCAUACCUUUCAAGGCCUUCCACCAUUGUAUCAAAGAAAACUUGCCCAACUUUUGCCAGCUGUUGAUAGACAAGAUGCCGCAACAUCAGGACUGAACAAUGAAUUUUUUGCGCGUGCUUGUUUGGAAUGGCGAAAACGUCUAACGGAAGGGGAGUUCACACCGGAAAAUCAGCAAAGGCUUAAAAUGGAAGCUGAGAGAGACAAACACAAAUUAGACCCUUGGAAAUUAAAGCACUUUGAACCUAUUUGGGGUGAAAAAUUAGAGCCGAGGCUUACUUCAGGAUCACAUUGUAUAACAGAACCUAGAUCCAGCGGUGCUGUAACUCGAUCGAGUAUGCGUCUUCGUCAUGAGUCACAAAUGGAACAUCCUGUAUCGGAGUAUGGAGCAUGUACUGUCUCGACGGUGAAAGAAAAAAUGAAAGAGGAUGUUUCUUCAGCGGAAACGAAUGUUAUCAGUAUUCCUGAAAGUUCCGAAAAUACAGAAGAGAUGCAACAGAAUUCGUUACAGGAAGACGAAAAGGCAAUACAAAUUUUGGCAGUUGAAAAUCAUGUUGAGGAGUCUACAGAUAUGAAUGAAAUUGAGAUAACAGUAAAUGAUCAACCCUAUCAGGAAAGUUUUGCUGGGGAGCAGGUCGCGGAAGAGCUAGAAAGUCAAACUGCCGAAAUUACAACAGAUAUAAAUUCAAUAUGUCCACCAGAAAGAAUAAAAGAAGCAAACGAAGAGCCAAUGCCUCUAGCCACAAAGGAAAAGAUUCUGCAAGUCAUCGAAGAAGUACCAGUUUCAAUAAUAGAGAAUAAUAUAGCGCAGCUACCAAAUCUAUCUAUUCCACCAGCUGUCGAAGAAGAGAUUGACUGUACCUCUCAGGUAUCGGAGGAGUGUUUAUCCAGAGUAUCAGAUGAACAAAUCCUGCGAGUAUCGGACGACUCGGUGUCUCAUAUGUCUGAGGAUCAAGCUCCUCUGUUACCAGAUGAACAAAUCUCUCAUAUGUCCGAUGAGAAUAAUCCAGUGAAUGAGACUAUGUCCUCGCACGAGGAAGUAAGAACGACGGAGUUGAUAGGAACGACGGAGGAGCAGCAGCAUGUAAUUAAUAACCAAGGAGAGAGUCGUGUUACGGCAGAAAAUCCAACAGAUGGGGAACCACAGAUUCCAGAAGGAAUGGAGAUCGACAGCGAAACGUUGCAGCGUAUUCAUGAAUUAGAAGUACGUGGUGAAAUGCGUGAAGCGUACGAGGAAAUUUCAGGUUGUCCUGAGGAAAUUAUUUACCCGAUUUUAGAAGGGAUGGAAAUGGAUUCAAACGGGACGGAGGAAGCGGAGCCUCAGGUUGUACCGGGCCAGGGUGAGGAUAGCGGGACUCAGCAGGACAUGAAUGGAGGAAAUGAGGACGAAGCUCUUCGAGAGGCAAACAAUUACGUCUGCUCAGAGAUGCUUGAGUGCAGUUGGGCAGUUGAUCAAAGUGUCAGCAACGUUAACAAUAUCAGUAGGACACAGGAAGAGCUGCAGGUACCUUGGCCUCUGGUGGCAGCAGCUCUCGACGGUUCCGUCGCAGCCAAUAUCACAGUGACCACCCAGGAUGAAUGUAACGACACGACGACUACGACGGAUACCGGAAGUGCCACCCAGAGACCCGUACCAGCCGAUGCGAAUACUGUGAAAGCAGAGACUGUCAACGGCAUUCAGUUGGCUGGUACUCAGGCCGUGCCAUUUCAAUCGGAUACCUUGUCAACGGAACCUCCUGUCACCAGUUGCCUGAUGAAGAGUAUGCAGUCGCAAAGUCCACCGAUUAUUGCGUUUCCUCAGCUGCAGUCAAUCCGAUUCGUGCAAACGAGCUUUCACGCGGGUCAGAAUGCAGCAGCGCAGCCAAUUACGAACAGCACUCCAGUCCCGGUGCAAAUUCAAACUCAGCAGAAUUCCUCGCAGCAAGUGAACGUCGCAAGGGGCCCGGAGGAAGUUGUACAACUUGGGGCACAGAAUGUCGUAGUACGUAACAAUACACAGAAUAACAUUCCCCGAGCUCAGGUUCAGGGAAAUGCGUCGACUGUUUGCGUGCAGUCGCAGGUCAGCCGAGCACAAAAUCCAAUUGUUGUUCAGCACCAGACACCAAUCCCGACGCAUGCUAGGCAGGUUGUUAGCACUGUGCAACAACAGCCGCAACAGCAACAAUAUCCAGCUACAGUAACAGCGUCUUCGAGAUCAGCUCGUUCUGCUGGACAAGGAGGACAGCGUGGCUCUAGGAGUAACAACAAGGAACAAAGCGGAGGAAGAUCACGUAGCUCCACGAAAGAGCCACCUGGCGCUGUUAACCUUGAACGUAGCUAUCAAAUUUGCCAAGCGGUCAUUCAAAGUUCCCCGAACAGAGAUCAGCUGAAAGCCCAUUUAAAACCACCGCCAAGUUUACUUGCUCGAGGCGACGGUGCCUUUACCACAAACAAGUCAGGUGGUCGUACAAUCACAGCAGUGAAGACUCAAAAAUCUCAACAACCAACGCAACACGGUAAACAAACACAAAACAAGGCACAGGCAGUCAUGUUGAGGCACGUCUUUGCUACCGCACGUCAGACCAUACCUGCAGAGGUUACAGAAAAUAAUGCGGUAGCACAGUUAGGCACCAACAAUGCCGGUGGUCUCGGCCAGUAUAUACUUGUGCAAAGAACAGGCGUGGGUGACGGAGCUCCUAGAGCAUCCUCAGCGCCACCAUUACCACCGCAAAUAGCAGGUAUGGGUGUCGGUGUCCACCUGGUGCGCGGCAGGCCUGCGAGUGCUGGAGAAGGUUCGCAUCAGGCGGUUACCCUAAAGGCAAGAGGUGCUUCGGAUGGCAGAGGUGGCGGUGGUGCCGAACCAGGUGCACCAGGUGUCAUAAUGGGUGGCGAUCCACCUCCUCCUUGCGAAUGCAACAUGCGUGGAGCUAUGGUUAUAUGUCGUCAGUGCGGGGCAUUCUGUCACGAUGAUUGCAUCGGUCCUCAGCGUAUUUGCGCAACUUGCCUCAUACGCUAAUCCUCUUCUCUUUUUUACUCGCACAUCCCACCUUCUAUGUAUAAAUACAUUCUAAGAAUUCGACGAAGUACGAGUGCUGAUUGGCAGGCAAAAUAUUUUUUUAACACGAUCAUUAUCUGCUUGGGACUCACAGAAAAGUUGGCUCGUGCAUCACACGCGAACAGGCAGUCUUUCGUGUGCUCAUGACUCCCUGACUAGAAAAUAUUUCUUAAUUCGCAAUUUACUCUUGUAAAAAUUUUCUUCGUCUUACACAAGACAGUUUUACGAUAAGGCAUAUGCGUUUCCCUCGUUUUAAUUUGCUGCUCAGCACGUUCGCUUCUGCGACGUUCUUAGAGCUGAGAGUAUCGGGGAUAUCGUUAGAAAUUGAACUAAGUAGCAGACGUUAUAUUGUUCAAUAAAUAAUUCUGGGCGCGACAUACGAGAUACGUUAUUAUAUACAUAUAUAUAUAUAUAUAUUCUUUUUCUCAUACUCAUUCGUACUUAGAUUUAUCCGAUGGCAAAAGUUAAUCGCUCAAACUUUUUAGCACAGUGACAGAAUUAAGGUCACUUGUCUUUUAACGACAUGACGCACCAUGGUACAUGAUGUACAGUAGUGAUACCUGUUAAAAAAUUUAUACAAUCAAUAUUGUCGACCGAAAUCGUAUGGAGCGUCACGUCAGUGCGUGGCCGGCCUUAAAGUUCAUAUACGUGUAUAAAACUAAUAUCCCCGAGACCCUCGGAAUAGACUAACGACAUAUUGUAACUCUACGACAGUCUGACUCCGGUUUAUCGUCUUCCACUGACAUCACGCGCAUAACUUUUGCGACUUCGUUAUUUAUUUAUUCUCAUAUAAAUCUCAGUUCUCUCAUGUUAAAAUGAUGGACCUUACCGUUUGCGCCGAGUUGGAUCUUCGUUAAAUCUUUUCCUUCUAAAAAUGGCCAAGCUUUUAAUUUUCUUUGUCGCGAGAUGCAUUAGCCAUCCGAACGUGUCAAAAAGUUCUUGUACGAAAUAGCAGAGUAUAUUUAUGAUCAUUGCUUGGAGUUGUAUGUAUUUAAUGAGAAAACGGCGCUUGCGGCUAGGUCAUUCGUAGGAGAUGCACUUCACUAUGGGUAGUGACGUAUUUAGGUGUAAGUGACAAGCUUAUUAUUAGGAGAUCAAGUAUUUUAGGUAGUGUAGGGAGCGUCUCGUUGCUUUAUUAGAACCAGUUAGUGAAUGCGAGAGGUUUGCAGAUUUAAUUGCUACUUCUUUAAAACUGGUUAACGUGAAUGAGGGACUAUCGUAACACGUCAUUACGCGCAUAUUGUAUAUAGAACACGUUCGUUCGUUCAUUCGUUCAGUCAUUCAUUAAUUCAUUCAUCGUUCAUUCAUUUAUUCAUUCAGUCAUUAAGUCGUUUAUCAUUAUGCCAUUAGGUUCGCAGAGCAGGAGACUACAUAUUAGCGUAUCAGGGACAAAAGUAACAUCACGCAAUUCUCGUUCAUAGAUUAAUAUUAUAUUAAUGAUACAUAAUCAUUUAUUUUUUAUCAUCUACAAUAAUAAUUCGUAUUAUUGUAAUUGCAUAGCAAAAAUACUGUGUACUCUUCGCUCAAAUGUAAAUAAAGUCAUAUUCGUUUAAACUUUAAA
Molecule: messenger RNA, 5483 nt
Organism: Cephus cinctus (wheat stem sawfly)
Lineage: Eukaryota; Metazoa; Arthropoda; Insecta; Hymenoptera; Cephidae
Gene: Asx
Product: polycomb protein Asx
Exons: 7
Coding region: 446-3883 (1145 amino acids)
Biological process (GO): positive regulation of transcription by RNA polymerase II; animal organ morphogenesis
Cellular component (GO): PR-DUB complex
Molecular function (GO): DNA binding; chromatin binding
Source: RefSeq, a predicted model, not a curated record